Rhagoletis pomonella (apple maggot) is the source of this 900-nucleotide messenger RNA. RefSeq names its product proline-rich protein 12-like. The transcript has 4 exons. Gene Ontology annotation, cellular component: nuclear body. NCBI's taxonomy places the organism in Eukaryota, Metazoa, Arthropoda, Insecta, Diptera, Tephritidae. The coding region runs from base 41 to 856 and encodes 271 amino acids. Gene Ontology annotation, biological process: positive regulation of DNA-templated transcription. The record is from RefSeq and is a predicted model, not a curated record.
AAGACAUCAAAAACCAAAAAAAUUUAAUUUUAACUGCAGGAUGCAGAACAGUGUGAAUGUUCGAUUACCUCCAAAACCAAGAAAGAGGAGACUGACUUGGGCAGAGGAUGGCGAAGUGGCCAUUCUUGAUUUGUGGCAAGAGCGCGUUGCUGAUCUCCGCGGGGCACGGAAGAAUGGCCACAUCUACGCGGAGAUGGCGAACGAGCUGGCAAAGUGUGGCCACAACUACAGCGCCCGGGAUGUGCAGGUGAAGUUGGCGAACUUCACGCAACGCUACAGAAAAGAGAAAUUGGCUAUGGGACCUUCUGGUGCAUCACCCUCAACGUGGCCUUUAUACGCAAGGGUGCAUCAGAUAAUCGGUGGUUUUAAGGCCAAUAUGUUUUGCGAGCUGACGCUUGAAAACAUCAGCGAAGCCGAUAUAGCAUCCCAGCCAUCACCACUGACCCCAGUAUUGCCGUCAUCACUCAGCCCAACAUUUUCCUCACCACUGGCAUCACCUCUUCCUGCUGUGCCGACCACACCGCUGCCUACACCGUCACCGCCGCUGUCAUCACCUCUCACUCCUCUGCCAACCACACCGGCACCGCGGCUAUCAUCGCCAUCAUCACCAAUGCCUAGCAGCUCAGCUUCUGCGGUUGAGCCUAAAAGAAAGAAAGCAAUGGGCACUUUACAAAAGAAAGUAUUGGAAAAAUUUGAUGGGUUGUCAGCGGAGAUAAGCCAACAUAUUCAGAGGAGUGAGGAAAAUGAAAAAGAGUGGAUGAGGCUAGAGAAAGACAAAGCUGACACACUGAGGGAGAUAGCCAAUGAUAACAAGGAAUUAAAAGUUGGCAUUUUAUCAUUUUUAGAUAGAAAUUAAUAACAUUGUACAGCACUCGGCUGGGUAUUGGACCAAACCAACUU